AUGACACUCUUAACGCAUCAUAAACGACAACCCUCAAUCUAUGAUUCCCUACCUAUGCUUGAUUCAUGGAACAAGGCAGCAUUACCGGAUCAAAAGUUUACAUACACCACGUCAUCUAACAAGAGGAAACAACGGCCCACCAAUCGUCAAGUCUCCUUUUCCACUGAUCCGCCUUGUGUCCACCAGCUGCAGCAAGAGCACACGGAUAUCCCUGGUUCCUCUCCCCGUAUGCAACGUAAACAUAGUGUCAAAUCGAUUAUGAUGCAUCUCAUUAACAAGAAUGGGCAACGGUGA
This is a messenger RNA of Lichtheimia ornata, 294 nucleotides long. RefSeq lists its product as uncharacterized. The transcript is spliced from 2 exons. Bases 1 to 294 code for a protein of 97 amino acids. NCBI's taxonomy places the organism in Eukaryota, Fungi, Mucoromycota, Mucoromycetes, Mucorales, Lichtheimiaceae. The record is from RefSeq and is a predicted model, not a curated record.